AUGUUCAAACGCUACGCUGAUAGAUUCUCGAUCAAAAAUGACUAUGCGAGCUUGGUAAGGAAGAGGUGCGCGGCUAGAGUGAAGGCUCUAGAUUUUCAACAGGCAAAGACCGCAGUCAAGGUAGUUGAUGACUUCGUCAGUACAACAACAGAGGGGAAAAUCAAGAAUCUUAUAACUGAGCAUGUAGUGCAAGAUGAGUUUGUUGAUGCAUUUGUUUCUUCUCAAAUGAAUUCAGGCGCAUUCUCGCUUGUUGUGAACGCCGUCUAUUUCAAAGCCGAGUGGUGGUGUAAAUUCAUUCCCUAUUCAACAAAGAAACGUAUUUUUUACCAUUCCGAAAACAAUGAGAAACAGGUGAUGUGA
This is a messenger RNA of Cylicostephanus goldi, 360 nucleotides long. The record is from the annotation of a GenBank genome assembly. NCBI's taxonomy places the organism in Eukaryota, Metazoa, Nematoda, Chromadorea, Rhabditida, Strongylidae.